GCCUUUACGUACAGUAGGAUUUUCCGCAAAAGUUGUCAAAUCGACUGAAACUUUUUUUUGUACUGACUUUAUGAAUAGAAAGAGCCACCAUGAUUCAAAGUGGCCGGGGUGUGGCGGCGAACUAGCGUCAUCGUUUGACAUAUUUUGCCGUUUAGCUGGAAGCGUGGGCGGAGUAAACCCCGUGCUCGGAGCUUUUUUACCGUGGGAGUGAACGCAUCCGGAGCUGCUCACUCACUCCGGACUGUAAACACCAACAAGCGGUGUGGCUCGACGGGACAUACGGGUAGAAAACCGACUCCCGAACGCCGAGAAUGUCCUUUCAAAUGCGGCUACUUCGCUAAAGUGUUGUGUUGACGGGGGUUAAAAGAAGACGAGACUGGAACACUUCUCAUGUAAUUGAAGUACCUUUUGACUAACCCAAGAAUCCAGCUGGGCACCCAGCAACAGGGUCCGCUAUGGCCGCGCACCCGGGCGGCGACGGAGGCGUCCCCGCCCUCGGCUCGGAGCUGCCGGCCAUGUUCGACGGUGUGAAGAUGGCGGCGGUGGCCACCGUCCUCUACGUCAUCGUCCGCUGCCUCAACCUGAAGAGUACCCCCUCGCCGCCGGAGGUCAGCCACCAGGACACGCCGCUCGCCCGCUACCUGCUCAAAAGCUGCCCCCUCCUAACUAAAGAAUACAUUCCACCCCUGCUGUGGGGAAAGAGCGGGCACAUCCAGACGGCGCUCUACGGGAAGAUGGGACGCGUGCGUACGCCUACGCCCCACGGGGUCCGCGAGCUCCUCCCCAUGCCUGACGGGGCCACAGCCAGCUUUGACCUCUUCCAGCCGCUGGUGGAGCAUUGCACAGGAGACGACAUCACCAUGGUCAUCUGCCCCGGCUUCGGUAACCAUAGCGAGCAGAACUACAUUCGCACCUUUGUGGAUCACUCCCAGCGGCAGGGCUACCGUUGUGCCGUGCUCAACCACUUGGGAGCGUUGCCCGACAUGGAGCUUACCUCUCCGCGCAUGUUUACCUACGGUUGUACUUGGGAGUUCGCAGCCAUGGUCAGCUACGUGAAGCAAGCGCUCCCUCGCACGCUACUGGUGGUGGUGGGCUUCAGUUUGGGCGGCAACAUCGCAUGUAAAUUUCUGGGAGAGAAUCCGUCCAAUCAGGAGCGAGUGCUAUGCUGCGUCAGCGUCUGUCAGGGUUACAACGCACUCAGAGCACAAGAAACUUUCCUUCAGUGGGACCAAUGCCGACGACUUUACAACUUCUUAAUGGCCGAAAGACUCAAGAAGCUCAUCUUGUCGCACAGGAACAGUUUGCUGGGCGUCACUUCCAGCAACAUCAGCGACGCCGACCUGAGUCAACUGUGCGCUGCCACGUCGCUCUCGCAGAUUGACGACAGCGUCAUGAGAAAGUUCCACGGGUAUAGCUCCCUGGACGAGUACUACAAGCAGGAGAGCUGCGUGCGCUACAUGCACAAGGUGACCGUGCCGCUCCUCCUGAUGAAUUCAUCCGACGACCCGCUGGUCCAUCGUUCCCUUUUGGCCAUCCCGCGAUCGCUCUCAGACUCACCACUGUUCCAGCUAUUGAGUCUGGCCACCAUUCCAGCGGAUACAAUUUCCAGGGCGGAGCAAGCCACAGCAAACAGACAGCGGAGUGGACCAAUCAGCGACGGGCAGACGUGACGUUAGUAAAAUGACGACAUCUCUCAAUGACGAGGGAAGGACGAGGGACUUGCGCGCGGAAGUAAACAUACGAAGAGAGCGGCGUUUAUUCAACAUGGCUAGCGCGAGACAGACUGUUGUCAAUGACUCGUGUCAAUGUGUUUUUGGUCAUUUAAAAGGAAUUUUACCGUGGAUUGGAACAUAUUCUCGGCUCUCCCGUUCACCAUCUGUGUUGGAGACGGCUUUCGACGCGCAAGAGUGACGUUGCUCUUUAAGAACACGUCACGCAAAUAAACGAAUCUGAUUUGUCGAUUGAUUUUGUACCUGCUCGAAAGGCCGUUAAUGGGAUGGUUCCCAGACUAUUUCUCUCAGUGUUUGAAAAAUACAGGGAGAAUAGUCUGGCAGAGCCAGGCAAACAAAACCCUCCUACCACAACACAACAAGUAGGAAGUAAUAUUCACAUAGGAACUAAAGUUAUACAACAUAAAAUAUACAAUAUAAAUGAAUACUACAUCACAUUUGUAAAAUAUAAACACACAAUAAAAUAAAUAAUAGCCCAUUUAAAUAAAAUAAAUUGAAAUGAGCCAAAACACCUGUAAUUGAAUAAUGAGAAUAAUACACACAUCCUGCUUACACAAUUAAAUGUAUUAAUUUCUGUGUGGCGCUUUAACUUGAGAAAAUCCACCAAUGAAGCUUUUGAAAACCGUUCAUAAGGGGGAAAAAAAUCAUUGAGGCAUUUCAUUUGCAAAGUACAUGUUAAAAUCUUUGUCAUUGGGAUUGCUUUUCUCUUUAGCACAGGACUUCUUUUUUCUUCUUUCUUUCAGAAAGAAAGCUGACCAAUACGCGGGGUCUGAAAGGCAAAUUGUUGUUGGAUUAUCUUUAAAUACCCGCUACUUUUUGAGUACACAAUGUGAAGUUUAAAGGGUUUGGGGGACAAUUGGCCCCGGGGCCGGAUGUAUGGGUGGGCCGGGGUGGGCACGGCCCACUCAGACGUGAGUCGUGCCCACCCAAUCAAAAUGUCGGGAAUAUCUAUUGUAGCGUCGCACUGGAUAUAUAGAACGCACGGAGAGUUGGUCACACCUACUUUUUUAUAGCAGGAUUAACGGUUACUGUUGGCCGCAACAACGCCGAACAAGCAAUCACCUAAACAAGCUGUUUUUCCAACCUCGUUUGUUAUCCGCGCGCUUCCUCUCUCUCCUCUAGGCACAUACACACACGCACCCUCCGCUCGCCCCGCCCACUCCUACUCAUCCAACCACACACCCAUCCGUGCCAGAGGCGUUCGCUGACGGUAGGAAGCUGAUAGAACAGCAAUAAUACUGUGGGGUCGUUACACUAAAUAUUCGGUCAAAGAAAGUAAAAAGAUAUCACAAUAUCUGUACCAAUACCAUAUUAUUGGGUGGGCAGCCGUUUUCCUCCCGACAGAACAUAAAAAAGUGUUUUUGCCAGCGAUGCCGAGUAGCUGUAAAAGCUGUAUGAGUACCAAGUAGCUCUACCGAUUUCACCAAUGAGACGUCGCAAAAAUAAUCACAUGACUCCAUUAUACAAAUCAGACGCAAGCUUGCCGUCCUAGCUUCACGCCAGCCUGCUCAAUCAUGUGGUCUUUAGUACCGUAAAAAAAUGAAGUAUUUUAUAUUGAGCGCUGCUCUCAACAGGACUCAAAAGUGCGGAUUUUAACCUCUAUACCAGUUUUUAUUUGGCAUUGAUUGACUAAGGAUAACCGGAUAUAUGCUCCUUUUAAUUUCUAAAUAGUAUAAUAAUAAUGAAGAAACUCUUCACUAUUCAAACUAGGAACUAUUUUUUCCACCAGAGGGCACUCAUGCUCUUUGGGCGAAGAAUGCCUCGUUUAUGGUUUUUUUCUCUCUCAUUGGAAUACUUUUUUUUUUUGUAUUUCUUUGGCUUUAUGCGGUUAUGUAAUGUGUUAUUGUCCAGUAUCAUUAUAACAACGGUUCAUAUACCAUUGUUAAAAAAAAAAAUAAAAAAAUAAAAAAAAUUAAACAAAAAUAAGCAGUUACUCAAAAUGUCACUCUUAAUUGAGUAUUCUUUUCACUGCAUACUUUUUUAUUUGUACUUGAGUACAUUUUUUGGAUGACUACUUUUACUCUUACUUGAGUAAUAUUAGUUUGAAGUAACACUACUCUUUGCUGAGUAAAAAUUUUGGCUGCUCUACCCACCUCUGCGUUUAAAUAUUGCAAUUUAAAUUUGCUUAUAAAAUCCAGACACUUAUUCUGGAAGUUUUCAAAAUGUUUCUGAAGUAGUUUUUAAAAACAAAGGUUUAAUCAAACGGUGUACCAAUGAAACCAUUACAUAUGCACUGCACAACCCAAACCAAAAAAAAAAAAAGAAAAGCGUCCCUUGUUUUCAGUGUAAAUAUACUAGAAAUAAGUGAAAUUAUCUGAGAGUGCUUCAAUUAAAUUUACUCACUUAGAUUUCUUGAAAUAAGAAAAAUACCUAGCUGAAAAUAAGCUUUAAAAACUUCUCGGAAAUGUUUUUGAAUUCAAGAAUAGAUAUUGUUCAAAACAUUAUUUGAAAGCAUUUUUCUCUUGAUUUAGGUGAAAAAUGACCAACUUGUAGUUGUAUGGCCUUAAUAAGAACAAAUACUGUAGCACUAGUAAUAUUUACUUAAAGUAAGUGGAAGAAUCUGAUGUAUUAAUCUGUUAACCAGCCGUUAACACUCAAAACAAGAUGGAGAAAAUUAUUCGACUAGAUUUAAGAAAAAUUAAAGAAAAGCCUGCAUUGGGGGUGCCCCCUCAAGAUUUCUUAGUGCCCACUCUGGUGCGUAAACCUAGAUCCGGGCCUGAUUGGCCCUAGCCCAAUUCUUUACCCUCCACUUAACUAGACACAAGGGUAUUGCGAUAACUAGCUAGUAACCUUUGCUAUGUGUGUUAAAGUUGUGAAUCAAUCGUUAAAGUUGUUAAAAUUGCUCCCGUUAUUGCAUUAGUUCCGUUCUGUCUACUUUAAACAUGUGCAAGUUUUAAAACUGUUUCAUCAUUUAAAGAUAGAUUUAAGUUAAGAUUUUGCCGAUUUAGGAGCAUUUUAGAUUUAAAAAAAAAAAAAAAAAAAAAAAGUUACUUAGGAAGGAUCUCUACAUCAGGGCCUUCCUGAGAGGUUUACUGCUUUAAGAUGGCGGCUGUUUACGUUAUAACGCAUGUAGUCCUUAAAACAUGUUGGCAAUGCAGCAGUGUCUGUCAUUUGCAUCUAGUUCUAUAAUAUGAUAUCUACCGUGUCAUGUGGGCGUAGUUUGUCGGCUAUGGCUACAGUCAGGUAUUAUUGGAGCCACCUAGCAUCGCGGUUGCAACGGCGUCUUCCCCACUCCUGCUGUGCUCUCGUCCCCGUGAGGCCGUUUCUCUCAGACUUUUUUUAUUCAACCAACUUAGUAACGCACGCCUUUCCCACCUCAGUAACGGUAACGGCGUUGCCAAGAUGAGAAAAGUAAUUAAUUAGAUUACUCAUUACUAAAAAAAAAUAACGCCGUUAGUAACGCCGUUAUAUUGUAACGCCGUUAUUAACAACACUGGCAAUAAACAACUAGCGCAUUUUUAUUUUGCACUUUGUUUUUUUACUGUCCCGAAAAUGAACCGAACCGUGACCUCAAAACCGAGGUACGUACCGAACCGAGAUUUUUGUGUACCGUUACACCCCUAGCAAGUACAAAGACUUGUAGGAGUUACUAGUACGUGCAAGUACACAGACUUGUAGUACGAGUACGUGUGCUUGCAGUAUUAGUAUGUGCAAGUACACAGACUUGCAGUUCUAGUACAUGUGCUGGCAGUUCUAGUAUGUGCAAGUGCACAGACUUGUAGGACAAGUACUUGCAAGUACACAUACUUGUACUAGUACAUGUGCUUGCAGUACUAGUACAUGCAAGUACAUAGACUUGUAGUACUAGUACACGUGCUUGCAGUAUUAGGACCUGCAAGUACACAUGUUUGUAUUACAAGUACUUGGAAAUACACAUACUUAAACGUACAUACACAUACAUGUCCUUGUAGUACUAAUACAUGUGCUUGCAGUAUUACUUGGAAGUACACAUACUUGUAGUACUAGUAAAUAUGCCUGUUGUACUAGUACAUGUGCUUGCAGUACUAACACAUGCAAAUACACAGACUUGCAGUAUUAGGACAUGCAAGUACACAUGUUUACAGUACAAGUACUUACAAGUACUUGAAGUAUUAGGCCGUGCGGGUACACAUGUUUAUAGUACAAGGACUUGCAAAUACACAUACUUGUUGUACUAGUACAUGUGCUUGCAGUACUAGUAUGUGCAAGUACACGUUUGUAGUUCAAUUACUUGGAAGCACACAUACUUGUAGUACUAGUAGACGUGUUUGCAGUACUAGUCAACGCAAGUACACGUGCAAAACUUUCAAUAUACAGUAUUUAUAUAUACUGUAUAUGUUUUUGAUAAGAAUGCGCACUCUAGUGGGAGGAAGAGGGAAUGCAGAGGAAACUGCGGUGCCUUAGAUAGACUGAAAUGUGCGGUUUUUAAAAUCGAACGUACCGAUUUGAAUAUUUUUAACAUCGUUUUAUCCAGAAAAGUCUGUUUUGGUUCAUAAUCGAUUAAUUGGACAGACAUACAUUGUACUGUCCUCGCCAAGACGCUGGAGUUAAUUCAUAGCUAGACAGCGACCCUCUCUCUCACUCUUGCGCUCUUUUUCGUGGGAGCAAAUGCGUUCAUCACCAAACAAAAGUCAACAUUAUAAUCAAAUACACAUUUCGCCAAAUGGCAGAGCAGUCAUAUUAAUGAAAUAAAGUAAAAAACAAGAUUCUGUGAGAUUUAAUGAGGUACUGUUUACGCAACCAAAAAAAUAAAGACUGGAGACGAAAUGGCCGCCGAGACUCAGGUGUCGUAAAGUCGAAAUCACGUAAAUCGGGUAGGUCUUAACCUGGGAACUACCUGUAAUCAUUUCAUUAUCAACAUGCUUUAAAAUAAAGUUUAUCAGCCUCAAAUAUCGGCUUACAAAAUUGGCUCUAGACAUUGGCUGAAUUUUUUUUUUUCUUUAAAAUGGGCAUCAGUCUUUGAAAAUCCCAUAUUGAUAGACCUCUAAUCUUGUAACAUUACGAAGUUUUGCUUAUGUUUAUGUAGGCUAAUUUGCUGGCUUGCAUGUUAGCAGACUGACAUUCUCUCAAAAAGCUCGUCACGCGCUCAGUUUCAGGUUUCCCGACACACGAGAAGUCCAACACUGACACCAGACGCCUGUAAAAAAGAACAAUCUUUUGUUUCGGAAGCUGACCUUCCAAGCCUCAUAUUUAAUUCAAACCUACAGCUUUAUUUAUUUAUUUUUUUGGGGGGGACCUCCAGAGAAGAUGCCCAAUGUGAUCUUCGCCCUGACUCAGCACGGCGGCCAUUUGGGCUUCUUCGAAGGAGACGUGCUCUUCCCUCUGCCCCUCACGUGGAUGGACAAAGUCAUCGUGGAGUUCGCCAACGCCGUCUGCCACUGGCAGAGCG
This is a messenger RNA of Corythoichthys intestinalis (scribbled pipefish), 7098 nucleotides long. RefSeq names its product monoacylglycerol lipase ABHD2-like. The transcript is spliced from 10 exons. Lineage: Eukaryota; Metazoa; Chordata; Actinopteri; Syngnathiformes; Syngnathidae. The record is from RefSeq and is a predicted model, not a curated record. Gene Ontology annotation, molecular function: acetylesterase activity; monoacylglycerol lipase activity. Gene Ontology annotation, biological process: medium-chain fatty acid catabolic process; acylglycerol catabolic process; steroid hormone receptor signaling pathway. Gene Ontology annotation, cellular component: sperm plasma membrane; sperm flagellum. Bases 456 to 1670 code for a protein of 404 amino acids.